Messenger RNA from Pocillopora damicornis (cauliflower coral), 1090 nucleotides. RefSeq names its product methionine aminopeptidase 1-like. The record is from RefSeq and is a predicted model, not a curated record. Lineage: Eukaryota; Metazoa; Cnidaria; Anthozoa; Scleractinia; Pocilloporidae. Gene Ontology annotation, biological process: proteolysis. Gene Ontology annotation, molecular function: metalloaminopeptidase activity. Gene Ontology annotation, cellular component: cytosol.
AAAGAGUAGUGGCCCCAGUUCUCUCUCACUUGCUUCGUAAUAAUGAGACUGGAAGUUAGAUCAUUUUGUUCAUCAUGGCGGCUGUCGCGAUACGCACUUGCGAAAGUCCUGGCUGUCAACAACCAGCUAAAUUACAGUGUCCUACAUGUAUUAAGCUUGGAAUUCAAGGCAGUUUCUUCUGUGCUCAGGAUUGCUUCAAGCAGAACUGGAGUGAACACAGAAAAGUACACAAGUCAGCUAAAGCUGCAGAUGACAAUAAUAAACCAGUGACCUAUAAUCCAUGGCCUGGAUAUAGAUUCACAGGAAAACUGAAGCCCUGGCCUCAGUCUCCAAGGCGAGAGGUCCCUGAUCACAUCCAGAAACCUGACUAUGCAGAGAAUGGUUUUUCAAAUCCCCAGCUUUCAAUUGAGUACUCUUCUUGGAACAGGUCUGUAAAUGAAGUGAUCUGUCAUGGUAUUCCUGACACGCGCCCAUUGGAGGAUGGGGAUCUCUUAAACAUCGACAUCACCAUUUAUUACAACGGUUUCCAUGGAGAUCUGAAUGAGACAUUCUCUUUGGUGAAGACAGAGGACAGCAAACAGUUAGUGAAGGUUACACAUGAGUGUUUAAGUCAGGCUAUAGCAUCAGAAAUGAAGACAAAUGGAAGCACUUUAGUGUCAACAAUGAAACAGAUGGCAACAGUCAUGUUAGCAAUUACAGUGUUGAUUAUAAUCCUGUUCUGUAUCUUGGUGAAGCCUGGUGUGAAAUACAGAGAGAUUGGUAACAUCAUUCAGAAGUAUGCCCAAGCUCAUGGCUAUGCUGUUGUGAAGAGUUUUUGUGGCCAUGGGAUUCAUUCUGACAAAAUUCCAGGAACUUGGCAAGAUGAGAUCUGGCCUGACAAAUGGACUGCCGUGACACAGGAUGGCAAGAGGUCAGCUCAGUUUGAGCAGACCCUACUAGUGACUGAAACUGGAUGUGACAUUCUGACAAUCAGACCUGAUGACAACGGAAGACCUCACUUCCUGUCUCAGAUGUAAAUCCCCAAAUAAAACAUACUGAACAAGCAGCAAAAGUACAGCAAGAGUGAAUAAACAUACUGGAAAAUACUCUA